Messenger RNA from Sitodiplosis mosellana (orange wheat blossom midge), 2657 nucleotides. RefSeq lists its product as uncharacterized. NCBI's taxonomy places the organism in Eukaryota, Metazoa, Arthropoda, Insecta, Diptera, Cecidomyiidae. Bases 682 to 1944 code for a protein of 420 amino acids. Gene Ontology annotation, cellular component: membrane. The transcript is spliced from 5 exons. The record is from RefSeq and is a predicted model, not a curated record.
CUACCACCACCCAUAUGGAAAUGCCCCGACAACUACAAUGAUAUUACAUUUAGUUAUAUACGUUCUUUCUGAGUCCAAGUCGAAUUGUGUGUGGGUAGGUCUUGCUAUAGCGAUAACCUCUGUGUGUUUUGUAUGAUUCGUUGGAACUGAGUAUGCAGCAGUACGAACCAACCAACCGAACGAUACAGUUCGAAAUCGUGUGCGACGUUGUCACACACAGCAUCUGCAAGCAGUUGUGACAUGACAACUUACAUUACUGUACCAUAAGUAUUCUUGCUCUAUUUGGGGGAUGCGAAUAACGAAAGAUUCAUUUGGAAAAUUCACCAAAAAAUUUGUUUCGUGCGUCGAAAAUCGUCAAAUGAAUUAAUUGCAAAAUUAAUAAAAUAAACAACAGAAAGAAAACGAAAGCAUUUGGAAUAUUACAGCGAAAGAGAGUGUGUUUGUGGAAAGUCACAGUGUGGGAGAAAGGAGAAAAAAGAAACAAGUUGAAUUGCGCUACGGGUAAAUGUGAUGCGCUUAUUUUAUCGAUUUUUCCAAUUUAUACGUAAAUUGUGAACUGGUUCAUAGGGCUGUGCAGGGCAGAAAGAGUGCGCACGAUGUUUGAGUGAGAGUUAACGUUUUCUCAAUCAUCUAAUAACUCCAUAUGGUUUACUAAAUAAUAAUAAAUACUAAAAGAUUGAAAUGUUCAACACGCACGGCCUCAUCGUUGUCCUAAUUCUAGCUUUAAUUAAUGCAAAAACAGCCGUUACGGAGAAUGAUUACAUAUACCCAGGUUUUCGAAAGCCACCUCAAUUGCCAUCAGGUUCAAGCUAUGGAAAUUACCUUUUGGCACAAUGGAAUGAAGUGAAUAAUAUUAUUAAGGCAAAGCAACGUUUUCAACAGGAACGUCAACAACAGCAGCAGUACUCAUUCCCAAACAAUGAACAAUUAGCGGAAGAAGUCUACAGACCGGAAUUUACCUAUCAAUUACCCCAAAAUUCGCCAUAUUCAAAUGAUGAAGAGCCAUCGUUUGCCGUUGGACCGGGCCAUCCAAAAUUCUAUGAAAAAGUUGGUAUUCCCAUUAAAGAUGAGGCCAUCAAAUCAAAACAACCAGUGUAUACCUACAAAAAUGUGCUGGGCGCCGAAAAUGAGCCAGUCCAUUUAAGCAACGAUGGUAUUUUUCUCAAGGUGAAAGCUCCAAUGAAUGUCAACCCAAAAAUCAUUGAUACAAACGAUGAUGAUUCAGAUGCUGGCACUGAUAAUACUUAUGAUAUAUCCAAGUCGAAGAAUGUAUUGAUGCUUGAAGACUUGAAGAAAAUUGUUGAGAAAUUGGAUCGCACAGGGAAUGGAAAAGCUAUUGUCAAUGAGCAACAAACGCAAAGCGACGUUGCCAAGAAACCAGUUGACUUGAAUUCAGCUUGGGUAAUUGCAGUCAUUGCUGGCGUUAGUGCCGCAUUUACCGUUGGAUUGCUUGCUAUUGGCAUUGGAUGGUACACUUUGCAGAAGAAAGCAAAGGCAGCAGCGGAUGUCGAUUACCCUGCUUAUGGCAUAACCGGUCCCAAUAAAGACGUUUCACCAUCGUCAGGCGAUCGGAGAUUGGCUCAAAGCGCUCAAAUGUAUCAUUAUCAACAUCAAAAGAAUCAAAUAAUUGCAAUGGAAAAUCAAAAUAGCGGCGAACAAAAUGGCUCUAUGUCCGAUAUCGAAACCGAUGAAGAGAAUGAAGAAGGUGACUACACAGUGUACGAAUGCCCAGGAUUAGCACCAACUGGUGACAUGGAAGUAAAGAAUCCUCUUUUCCUUGAUGACCCAACACCAAUCAAGAAGAGCACAGCGGCAAAACCGCAAUCAUCAUCACCACAGCAGCAACAACAUCAGCAACAGCAGCAACCACAACAAAAACAACAAGUUAAACCCCCACAAUCAAACGAUAAUCCUAAAACUUCAGAUCCAGCCAUUAAAAAAUAGCUUUUCUAAGCCUAAUUUAUAUAGAGGACCUAAAAUUUAUUUUCAAACAGCAACAAUAGCAACAACAACAACAACAAAAAAACAACUAUAUUUAUUAUACUGUAUAUUAUAAAGAAAAAAAAAACAUGAAAAACACUACUGUAUACUCUACAAGCAUGGACAGACAGAUAAACAACCAACAAAUCUUUUAAAUAAAAGAUAUUUAUUUGAAAAUUUUGUGUGAACGCAUACGCUAUGGGGUUUUCUCAGACACAAUUUUUUUUUUCGUUUUCAUUUUAAAUUUAAUUAUAUUCCAACCAAAAUUAGUCAUUAAACCAUAAAAUCAAAUUCAGGUAAAACGGUUUGCUUACGGAACAUUGUUAAAAUGUUGCUUUGCCCCGGUAAUUUUUGUUUUUCUCUCUCUCUCUCUCUCUCUCUUGGAAAAAGACCAAAAUGAAGCAACGAUCGUCGAUGGCUGUUUUUGAAUAUAUAUUGAUUUCUAACAAGGGCAAUUUUGUAAUUGGAUCGAUGUAAGCGCAAAACUGAAUUUAGUUUUAUGGUUUUUGUCAAUCGGUUGUAUACACUGGAUACUAACUAUUUUUUUGUUCCUAAAUAAAAUAUAUGAUGUAUCAUUAUUGUGACGACAAAAAAAAAAUUAAAAUAAUAAAAAUAAACAACAUAACAAAUAAAUUUGUAUAUGUUAAUAUAAAUAUAUAUAUAUUUAAUACCAACAA